Manihot esculenta (cassava) is the source of this 2941-nucleotide messenger RNA. RefSeq lists its product as uncharacterized. The coding region runs from base 983 to 2794 and encodes 603 amino acids. The transcript has a single exon. NCBI's taxonomy places the organism in Eukaryota, Viridiplantae, Streptophyta, Magnoliopsida, Malpighiales, Euphorbiaceae. Gene Ontology annotation, molecular function: protein binding. The record is from RefSeq and is a predicted model, not a curated record. Gene Ontology annotation, biological process: cell surface receptor signaling pathway.
UAGCUAGCAUUCAUGAUUUUUUAUAAUGAAACUUCAAUUUUAUAAAAUAUUAUUGUGGAAGUCAAACUGGUGGGAUGCUGAAUACGUUAUUGCUUUUGUCGAUGAGCGGGCGACGUACCCUCCCUGUGCGUUUACUGUGGUUUGGACGCACUAACUAGCUUUUCAUGAUGUUACUAGUAUAAUAUAAUAUUCCCCUUUAUAAUACAAUAUCAUACUACAUGGAUCGAUGUUUAUGGAUUCACUUAAAAUAUAUCUAUACAAGUAGUAGAAAGUAUGUUUUUGUGUCUUGAAUCCCUCCCUUAUAAUACAAUAUUAAAUGGUGGAAUGCUGGUAGAAAGUUACCCGCGUGAUUAAUCUUUAGUUUAUGGAAUAAUAAAUUAGAAAAGGUAGGAUGGACUGCUGAAACCUGCAACCUGCAAGUGCAAGCUAGUUAUAUGGUAAUUUAAUAAUCAAGGAAUCUGGUUAAAAUCGCUUUCGUGGUGGCCUUUUUUUCCCACCGAGUCAAUACCAGAAGUCCAUGUCCAUCCAUCUUCCGCCACACCACACUACCCCUGCCCAUGUGUGAAUAAUAGACUAAUCAACCAUCAUCUUUCUCUUUUCCUUGUCCUCCUCCCUCCUUCCCUCCCUCCCCCAAGUAGACUGACUAUAUGGAUUUAUUUUUCUUUAAAAUAAAAUUCAAAGGUGUAAUCUUCCACAUAGGUUAACGGCCAUCCUCAAGAUCAUAUCCCCAAAUUUAAAUAAAUAAAUAAAUAGAACCCCAAACAUCCCAUCUUUUUUUAGUAUAUUUAAUAAAUAUUACUAUUAAACUAUUUUAAAAUGCUUACAUAAUGUCAAAUAUAGCCUUCUCUUCUCUUACCUCUUGCAUCUCUAGAUUGCUCAAAUCUAUAUUAAGGACUAUUUGCGUCGUGUGUGAAUGCUCGCCAGUUAAUCCUUAUUUAUCACACGAAGAAGACAUCCUGAGAACGAAAAGAAAGAAGAAAAAAUGGCAGUUGCUGCUACAGUGACUUCCCGUGAAGAGGAGAAGACUCUCCAACACGAGCUGACUAUCCCAAUUUUACUUGCUGAUCGAGUCAUCAAAUUCGCCCAAGAAGCAGAAUCCUCUAAGCAAGAUUGUUCCGACCUCGCUAAACAAGUGGACCGCCUCUCCCUGAUGCUACGAUCCACCGUUCGCCUCGCCUCUACUUCUCCUUCCGUCUACGAUCGCCCUCUCCUCCGCAUCGCUUCCGACAUCUCCAAGAACCUCGAACGUGCUCUCACCCUUGUUCGUAAGUGCAAGCACAGCGGCCUUCUCCGCCAGGUCUUCUCCAUCACCUCCACCGCUGACUUUCGCAAGGUCUCCAACCUUCUCGAGUCUUCCAUCGGCGACAUGAAAUGGUUUUUGUCGAUUUUUGAGUCCGAUGGAUGUACUUAUCUUUCCCUCCCUCCAAUUGCUAGUAACGAUCCUAUUUUAGCUUGGGUCUGGUCUUACAUAUCGACUAUCCAGAUGGGCCAACCCAAAGACCGAGUUGAUGCAGCUAACGAACUCGCCUCGCUAGCGCGAGAUAGCGAUAGGAACAAGAAGAUGAUAGUGGAAGAGCAAGGAAUUUGUCCCUUGUUGAAGUUGCUUAAAGAAGGACCGUCUCCUGAGGCACAAAUUGCUGCUGCAAAUGCCCUCUUCAAUAUCGCCACUGAUCAAGAGAGGGUUAGGCGAAUAGUGGACUGGCUUGGAGUCCCUAUCAUUGUGGGUGUUUUGGGGGAUUCUCCGACGAAGGUUCAGACUGUGGUUGCAAAUUUAGUGGCUAGCAUGGGGGAAUUGGACCCAUAUUCGCAGGAGGUGCUCAUGACAGAGAACGUGACUCGGCCACUGGUAUCGUUGUUAUCUAUUGACUUGGAUUUUGACGAUGUCGAAAAUCAGUCUGCUAAAACAAGUAUUCACUCGCUUGUUCAAAUGAACAAAGAAUUAUCUUAUACGAGAUACAGUAAUGGCCAUUCUGUGAAUUAUAAUUCUGAUGGUAGUUCUCACCACAGGAAGGAAAGGGAGAUGGAACCACCAGAGGUGAAGCUUAAGCUUAAGGUUAGUUGCGCAAAAGCAUUAUGGAAAUUGUCUAAAGGGAGCGUAUCCAACAGUAGGAAGAUUACAGAGACGAGAGGCCUGCUUUGCUUGGCGAAGAUUAUUGAGAAGGAAAAAGGGGAGCUGCAAUUAAAUUGUUUGAUGACUAUUAUGGAGAUUACAGCUGUGGCAGAGUUCGAUGUUGAUCUUAGACGUGCAGCUUUUAAGACGAAUCGCCCCCCUGCCAUGGCAGUUUUGAAUCAGCUUUUAAGAGUAAUUCAGGAAGAAAGUGAUCCAAAUCUACAUAUUCCUGCUAUUAGGUCAAUUGGGUGCCUAGGUCGAACUUUCCCCGCUAGAGAGACCAGGAUAAUUGAGCCUUUGGUUGCUCAGCUAGGUAAUAGCAAUGUGAAUGUUGCAACUGAAGCAGCUAUUGCCUUGGGGAAAUUUGUAUCUCCUGAUAAUUUCAAUUGCUCCCAACAUUCAAAAGCUAUUAUAGAGUUUAAUGGAGUUCAGCCUUUGAUGAAAUUGAUACGGAACGGUGAUCGAGCUCGGAUGCAUGGCCUAGUAUUACUGUGUUACCUGGCACUGAAUGCCGGGAAUAGUAAGGCUCUUGAACAAGUGAGGGCCUUGAAUGCUCUUGAAGCUGCAGCUCGUCCUGUGAUAGCUCAACAUCCUGAGUUGAGGGAUUUGCUUGCCAAGGCUAUACACCACCUCAUUCUUUAUCAGGCUGGACCUCAUCCCCAUAGGCAGUCGUUUGCGCCAUAAUGAGUUUGAGCAUUCAAGACAUUGGAUCCUUCUGAUUGUUAUUGUAACAAAUCUUAUAUAUAACAUUAUGAAACAGAGGAAAUUUUUGUUCAUCAACAGAUGAUUGUUCUAAAAAGGUUGGAAAUAAAAUUUGGCAUUUUCUCUCUA